AUGAUGGGGAUGAUGAAUGAUAGCACAGGAGGUGACUUCAUCCUGGUUGGUUUUUCAGACCAGCCCAAACUGGAGAAGAUUCUCUUUGUGGUUGUUUUGAUCUCCUACCUCCUGACCCUGGUAGGCAACACAACAAUCAUCCUGGUUUCUCGCCUGGAUCCAAAACUUCACACUCCAAUGUAUUACUUCCUUACCAACCUCUCCCUCAUUGACCUCUGCUUCACUACAAGUAUUGUUCCUCAGCUUCUGUGGAACCUGAAGGGACCAGCUAAGACCAUCACUCCCAUAGGCUGUGCCAUUCAACUCUAUGUCUCUCUGGCACUGGGAUCCACUGAAUGUGUUCUUCUGGCUGUCAUGGCAUUUGAUCGCUAUGCUGCUGUUUGCAGACCACUCCACUAUGCUACUGUCAUGCAUCCAAGGCUAUGCCAGUCCCUUGCAGGGAUUGCAUGGAUGAGUGGGUUGGGCAAUACACUGAUUCAGGGCACCAUCACUCUUCAGUUGCCUCUCUGUGGGCACAGAAGGCUCUACCACUUUAUAUGUGAAGUGCCAGCUAUGAUCAAGUUGGCAUGUGUAGAUAUUCAUGCCAAUGAAAUCCAGCUUUUUGUGGCUUCCUUGGUCUUGCUCCUCCUGCCUCUGGGGCUGAUAUUAAUUUCCUAUGCACUCAUUGCCCAGGAAGUGAUGAGAAUCAGGUCAGCCCAAGCUUGCCAAAAGGCUCUGAGAACCUGUGGAUCUCAUCUUUUGGUGGUAUCCAUUUUCUAUGGGACUAUAACAGCUGUCUACAUUCAACCCAAUAGUCCUUAUGCCCACAGGCAAGGCAAGUUCAUCACUCUUUUAUAUACUGUGGUGACUCCUACCCUCAAUCCCCUCAUUUAUACUUUGAGGAACAAGGAUAUGAAGGGUGCACUGAAAAGGCUGCUAGGAAAAGAUCCAAGAUAG
Messenger RNA from Dromiciops gliroides (monito del monte), 936 nucleotides. RefSeq names its product olfactory receptor 2G3-like. Gene Ontology annotation, molecular function: olfactory receptor activity; G protein-coupled receptor activity. The transcript has a single exon. Gene Ontology annotation, biological process: G protein-coupled receptor signaling pathway. The record is from RefSeq and is a predicted model, not a curated record. NCBI's taxonomy places the organism in Eukaryota, Metazoa, Chordata, Mammalia, Microbiotheria, Microbiotheriidae. Gene Ontology annotation, cellular component: membrane. The coding region runs from base 1 to 936 and encodes 311 amino acids.